Molecule: messenger RNA, 847 nt
Organism: Anoplophora glabripennis (Asian longhorned beetle)
Lineage: Eukaryota; Metazoa; Arthropoda; Insecta; Coleoptera; Cerambycidae
Exons: 2
Coding region: 344-847 (167 amino acids)
Source: RefSeq, a predicted model, not a curated record
UCAAAACUCAAAUUAGGCAUCUUUUAGUUUUUUGUAUAUAAUUCAGUUCUAUUAAUAUUUAUUGAUUCCGUUUGCGAGGAGGAAAAAAUAUUGCAUAAAUAAACUGCACAAACGAUAAGAUUUUAUUUAUCGUGGCUACUUUUGCGUAUUGUCAAAGGUGAUGUUAGAACAACAAGAAUGCAAGAUAUUUCUUUGAAAAAUCGUUUUAUUUAAUGAUAUCCGCGUGUCAGGCUUCAGAGCUGGCGAAGAAAGAGCCGACAAAGAAAGUAGCAACGCCGUUACAACUGCAAACGGACCCCAAACCGACAACGACGUAACAGCCAAAGAUAACGACAAAGCGAUCAUGAUGGAUAUAAUAAAAAAACGCGUUCAAGACGAGAUCACCACCUACCUAGACAAAGCCAAGGCGUCGGCGACGAAAAACCACCGCCCUCGUCUGAUGAGGUCCCAUUUCGACGUGGUCAACAUCCCCCCACAAAUCAACCUCCUCGAAUACGCCCAGAAAAAAUUAGAAAGACAGUUGUCCCUGGAACCCAAGUCCGUGACGGAACACGAAGAGUUCCAGAAGCAGUUAUUUAACAGCGCCGUAUCCGCCAAGAGGUCCCUGAACAUCAGACCGGGCACCCCGAUCAGGGUGACUAACAUGUUCCGAAAACUCUCCCAGGAGAACUUUACGAACUUAGAAGGCGCUCUUGGCGGUGAUUUACUGAGGCGCGAAUUCAAUCAGUCGGACGGGGACAGUGUGAUUUUGGACGACGAGGAGUUCGAGAAGAUCAACGGGCACGUUGGAGAACAGGGCGAUAAGAAACUGCGGGGGAAUUGUUCAGGUAAUUCAUUCAUGAGAUAG